Microstroma glucosiphilum is the source of this 3277-nucleotide messenger RNA. Its product is annotated as DNA replication factor C, large subunit. Gene Ontology annotation, molecular function: ATP binding; ATP hydrolysis activity; DNA binding. Lineage: Eukaryota; Fungi; Basidiomycota; Exobasidiomycetes; Microstromatales; Microstromataceae. The transcript has 5 exons. Gene Ontology annotation, cellular component: DNA replication factor C complex; nucleus. The record is from RefSeq and is a predicted model, not a curated record. Bases 63 to 3143 code for a protein of 1026 amino acids. Gene Ontology annotation, biological process: DNA repair; DNA replication.
GCCUUCUUCCUUCAGCCCAUCGUGAUCUUCGCCCUUUGCACUAUACCAGUCCCUCGUCGAUCAUGCCGCCAAAGGCUCCCGCACCAAAGGCGCCUGCCAAGCCCAAGCCUCUCAUCAAGGGCCAGGGAUCCCUGCAGGGCUACUUCUCCGGUGGCAGCAUGGCUCGCGCCGAGGGCAGCGGUGGUGGAGCAAGUGGCAGUGGCAGUAGCGCGAGUCCGCCCAAGAAGGACAAGGACAAGCCCAAGGAGAAGCCUCGUCCAGAGGUCAAGCAGAUGACUGAACCGGUCACCGUACGCGGUUAUACGCCGAGCAGCAUGUCUCCCUCGCCUUCGAAGAGCAAAGCACCUCCUAUUCGACCGAGACCUACGCCAAAGAAGGAAGAUGAGGUCACAGAGGUCGCUGCUGCAAGCCGGUCGAAUGGCUCACAGUCCAAGUACUUCCCCGAGACUGCAAAGAAGGCUGAGCCAAGUAAGCUUCCUGAUAGUGACGAAGAGGAAGAUGAGGAAGAGGUGAAACCUGCAAAAGGAAGGGGCCGGGUGUCUGCUGCCAACGCAAAGAAGAGAAAGAUCGAGGAUGAUGACGAUGACGAUGACUACGAGGAGGAGAAGGCGCAACUCAAGUCUUCGCCGCGCUCAAAGGGUCGAGCUUCAGCAGCAUCCAAGAAGAGCCCAGCGUCAAAGACAUCAACGCCGCGAGCAAAGAAGGCUCGAAAGCAAGAAAGCGAUGACGAGCAAUCAUCUGAUCUCGAGAUGGUCGAAGCUCCCCCUCCUCCAAAGACGAAGAAGACUACCACUGCAAAGGCGGGUAGCUCAAAGAACAAUUCUAUCGCUCUGGAUGACGACGACGACGACGAUGAGGAUAUGAAGAAGCCCGCUGCCUCAGCGGUUGCAAAGUCUGCUCCGAAAGCAAGCGGUAGCAGCGCCUCAGCUGCGCCGCCCAAGCCAUCCAAGGAAGAGGAAGCAGAUGCAAAGGCUGCCCUUAAAGCUAGUCGUGAUCGCGCUGCGCAAGGCCCUAGUGCUCCUGGCUCGAAGGAGAUCCCGCAAGGCGCUCCCAACUGCUUGAUUGGCCUGACAUUCGUGUUCACUGGUCAGCUCGAGAGUCUGGAGAGGGAAGAGGCCCAGAAUCUCGUCAAGGGCCUCGGAGCCAAGGUCACUGGUGCGCCAUCUUCGAAGACGUCAUUUGUCGUGGUGGGCGAAGGCGCUGGACCCUCGAAGCUCAAAAAGAUCGAGGCUCAGGGCCUCAAGACGAUCGAUGAGAAUGGGCUUCUCGAUCUCAUCCGCUCAAAGGAGGGUGCGAAGCCGGACGAAGCUGCACUAAAGAAGCUCAAGGAGGAGGAGAAAAAGAUCGAAAAGGCUGCCAAAGCAAUGGAGGUUGGCGGUGGCGGUGCUGGCAUCGGUCACAAGGGCGCUGCAGCCAAGCCCGAAGAGACCGACUCGCAUGCGCUCUGGACGACCAAGUACGCCCCAUCGCAGAUGAAAGACCUCGUAGGCAACAAUGCGGCCAUCGAAAAGCUCAAGGGCUGGUUGGAAGGCUGGCCAGCUUCGUACAAGUCCAACUUCAAGAAGCCCGGGAAAUUCGGCUACGGCUGCUUCAGGGGGAUCAUGCUGUCUGGCCCUCCCGGAAUUGGUAAGACAUCAGCUGCUCAUCUUGUCGCCCGUCUUUGCGGCUAUGCCCCCAUUGAGCUCAAUGCUAGUGACGCACGUAGUAAGAAGCUCAUCGAGCACAACCUCAAGAGUCUCAUCAACAAUAAGAGCCUUGACGGCUGGUACGGCGGAGGCGGUAUGACAGUGGAGGGCAUCACCAUUCGAGAUAACACCGUGCUCAUCCUUGAUGAGGUCGAUGGAAUGUCGGGAGGCGAUCGAGGAGGUGUGGGAGCUAUCAACCAGCUCAUCAAGAAGACUCGGAUUCCUAUCAUUCUCAUCUGCAACGACCGCAAGAGCGCCAAGAUGAAGCCCUUCGACCACACCACCUUUGGCUUGCCUUUCCAGCGACCAAAGGCUGACUCGAUUCGUUCCAGGUUGCAGACUAUCGCCUUCCGCGAGAAGCUCAAGGUCGACAAAAAUGGCAUGGACAUGCUGAUCAGCGCUGCUCAGAAUGAUAUCCGACUGGUCAUCAACAUGCUCUCCACUUGGAAGCUAGGCCAGUCUGCUCUGAGCUACGACGACAGCAAGAAGCUGGGAGCUGAGAAUGUCAAGCCUGGUAUGCCCACCCCUUGGAGCUUGUACAGCGAAUUGUCAAGUCACGCCCUCUGGGCUGCGUCUAGCAAGAAGACCUUGAACCAGAAGACUGAGAUCUACUUCAGCGACAUGGGAAUGGUACCUCUCUUCGUUCAAGAGAACUACAUCCGUCAACGGCCCCAAACAACGAUGGGUGAGACUGAUACAAAGAAGAAGGACAUGAGGACUCUGCAGCUGCUGAAUGGUGCAGCUGCAGCCAUCUCUGACGGUGAUGUGGUGGACAACAUGAUUCACGGCUCCCAGCAGCAAUGGUCUCUCCUGCCUUUGCAUGCCGUACAAUCCACUCUGAAGCCAAUGUCUCUCAUGUAUGGAAUGGGCCCAGAAGGCUCUUACGGUCCUGCCUUCCCGGCCUGGUUCGGUCAAAACUCCAAACAAGGAAGAUUGUUCCGAGCCACGGUGGAGCUGCAGACAAAGAUGAGGCUCACUGCAAGUGGCUCGCGACACGAAGUGCGAGAGCAAUACCUCCCCCACCUCUUCACCGGUCUUUCCAAGCCUCUCCUCUCCUCCGGCGCUUCCGGUAUCCCAGACGUCGUCGAGAUGCUGGACGCCUACUACCUCAAUCUUGAGGACCGAGAGAACAUCAUGGAGCUCGGCGUGGGCAAAAACAAUGGAGACGAGGUGCUCAAAAAGGUACCCACGGCUGUCAAGUCUGCCUUUACUCGACAGUACAAUGCUGCUAGCCACCCCAUUGCGCUCCAGAGGGGCGAUUUGGGAAGUGGCGGUCGAGCCAAGCAGCUCGUGGGUGAUGCCGCGCCCGAUGCAGAGGAGGCCAUCAUUCAAGAUGAAAUCGUGGAAGAGUCGGGCAGCGAAAUGGGCGACAGUGAUGAUGAUCUCGACUUUACAAAGGACAAGAUGAUCAAGGAGAAGAAGCAAAAGGCGGCAAAGGGAAAGGCAAAGGCCAAGUGAGCGAAGUGAUGGGCAAAGGAUCGUCCUCCCGAUGUAAGCUGUGGAUCACGAACUAUCAAUGCCACUUUCCGGAACUCCCUGUUGCCUGACUUUCAACCGCUUGCUAGCUUCGUUGCCUGACACCUGACACCUCA